AUGCAUAUCUGCCAAUCGCUGCUCUCAGCCCUACUCCUCGGCGCGGGUGUGCUUGGCGCACCCACCGAGCUUGUUCGCCGAACAAGCAGACCCAGCGCACCAUCCGGUUGUUUGACUGUCGGGACAAGUGGAAAAUACACCACCAUUGGCGCUGCCUUGACUGCGCUCGGUUCUUCGUCAGAUGCAGCUUGCAUCUAUGUCGCGAGUGGCACCUACAAAGAGCAAAUCACCGUCAACUACGCGGGCGCUCUGACGAUCUAUGGUCAAACAGCCGAUACGGGCUCCUACAAGGAUAACACUGUUACGAUCACCCAUACGAUUUCUUCGCCCGAGGCUGGAUCCCUGGACAAGAGCGCCACUGUUAAUGUUGUCGCUGAUGGCUUCAAGAUGUACAACAUCAAUGUUGUGAACGGCUAUGGAAAGGGCGUACAGGCUGUUGCACUUGUCGGAAAUGCCGACAAGCUUGGCUUCUAUGGAUGCCAGUUCUCGGGAUACCAAGAUACUUUAUACGCCAAGGCAGGAACUCAGUACUACUCCAACUGCAUGAUCGAGGGAGCUGUUGACUACAUCUUCGGCGAUGCCUCGGCAUGGUUCGGCGAAUGUGACAUCGUAUCCAACGGCCCUGGAGCUAUCACCGCCAACUCGCGUGAGACAAGCACUGAUUCAGCAUGGUACGCGAUCGAUCACUGCAACGUCAAGGCCGCUUCAGGCACCAGCAUUGAUGGAGCUGUUUAUCUCGGUCGCCCGUGGCGCGUUCUGUCUCGCGUGAUCUACCAGAACUCCAAGUUGGGCAGUCUCAUCAAUGCCAAGGGCUGGACCACGAUGGCAGAUGGGGCUACACCAUUCUAUUAUGAGUACAAUAACUCUGGGGAUGGAUCGAGUACCUCAAAGCGCGAGUAUGAGACCUCUAUCUCGGCUGGUGUUACCAAGAAGACUGUUCUCGGAAGUGAUUAUGGUGAUUGGAUUGACUCGAGCUACUGA
Messenger RNA from Penicillium brevicompactum, 981 nucleotides. RefSeq names its product putative pectin methylesterase (gene pmeA). NCBI's taxonomy places the organism in Eukaryota, Fungi, Ascomycota, Eurotiomycetes, Eurotiales, Aspergillaceae. Gene Ontology annotation, biological process: cell wall modification. Gene Ontology annotation, molecular function: pectinesterase activity. The coding region runs from base 1 to 981 and encodes 326 amino acids. The transcript is spliced from 3 exons. The record is from RefSeq and is a predicted model, not a curated record.